AGCACUGUAGCCUCUGCCACGCGCACAGGCUGGGGCUCGAGCUCUCUAAUGGUCAUAGCCCACACGCCCAGCACUGCGAUGCUGCUACCUGGUAAAGGGCGGAAAAAAGAUCCAAGCUCCCCAUGACAGUAUCGCCAGAAUGGUCAAGAAAUCCGGUAACGGCGGGGUUUACCCAGGUCCACCUGCGGAGAAAAAGCUCAAAGUCGGCUUUGUUGGGCUUGAAGCUGGGGCUACGGACUCGAACAGAGAUGGGGCGCUGCUCAUAGCAGGUGCGGAUGCCGAGGCAACAAAGCGAGGCAGCAUCCUAAGCAAACAGAGAUCCAGCCUCUCUGGCAAACCGAAACCUCCAAAGAGAAAUGCUUUCUACAGAAGACUGCAGAAUUUUCUUUACAAUGUUUUGGAGAGACCAAGAGGAUGGGCAUUUAUUUACCACGCAUACGUUUUUCUGCUCGUCUUCUCCUGCCUGGUUCUCUCGGUGUUCUCCACCAUUAAGGAGUAUGAGAAGAGCUCAGAAGAUGCCUUGUAUAUACUGGAAAUCGUGACCAUCGUGGUGUUUGGGGUGGAGUACAUCGUGAGGAUCUGGGCCGCUGGAUGCUGCUGCAGGUACAGAGGAUGGAGAGGCCGUCUGAAGUUUGCCCGCAAGCCCUUCUGUGUGAUCGAUGUGAUGGUCCUGAUCGCGUCCAUCUCCGUCCUGGCGGCUGGAACCCAGGGGAACGUGUUUGCUACAUCGGCCAUCCGGAGCUUGAGGUUUCUGCAGAUCCUGCGCAUGAUCCGGAUGGACCGCCGUGGGGGCACGUGGAAGCUCCUCGGGUCUGUCGUCUAUGCUCACAGCAAGGAACUGAUAACGGCUUGGUACAUUGGUUUCCUCUGCCUCAUCCUGGCCUCCUUCCUGGUCUACCUGGCGGAGAAAGAAGACAACGAGCAGUUUGCCACGUACGCCGACGCACUCUGGUGGGGUCUGAUCACCCUGACCACCAUUGGGUACGGAGAUAAGUUUCCCAUAACGUGGAAUGGACGUCUUCUGGCCGCAACCUUCACCUUAAUUGGAGUGUCCUUCUUUGCGCUUCCAGCAGGUAUCUUAGGCUCUGGAUUUGCGCUGAAGGUCCAGGAGCAGCAUCGACAAAAGCAUUUUGAGAAGCGGCGGAACCCUGCAGCUGGACUUAUUCAGGCUGCGUGGCGCUUUUAUGCCACCAAUCUCACCCGGCCAGACCUGGAGUCGACGUGGGAUUACUAUGAGCGCACCGUAUCCGUGCCGAUGUACAGUAGACUGAUUCCUCCUCUGAACCAGCUGGAUCUGCUGAGAAAUCUGAAGAGCAAGUCGGGAUUAUCAUUCAGAAGAGAAACCCCACUGGAACCCUCACCAAGUCAGAAGGUCAGCCUGAAGGAGCGCGUGUUCUCCAGUCCGCGGAGUUCAGGCGCCAAAGGGAAAGGCUCCCCCCAGGGUCCCAGCGGACAAGGAGGUCAGAGCCAGGGCCAGGGUCCGGGAGUCCAGGCCCAGGGACAACCCAUCCGCCGGUCCCCCAGCGGGGACAACAGCAAUGAAGACAGCCCCAGCAAAGUGCCCAAGAGCUGGAGCUUCGGAGAACGGAGCCGGGCUCGCCAAGCCUUCCGCAUCAAGGGUGCCGCCUCGCGACAAAACUCGGAAGUGCUGAUUGAGAUGCAGGAUGAAGAAUUCAGACAGAAGAGUUCGCCAGCAAUCGAGGGGUUGAUCAAAGCCAGCCUCCCUGGAGAGGAUAUAGUGGAUGACAACAAGAGCUGCCACUGUGAAUUUGUUCCUCAGGACUUAACUCCCGGACUCAAGGUGACCAUCAGGGCAAUUUGCAUUAUGAGAUUCAUGGUCUCCAAGAGAAAGUUCAAAGAGAGUCUGCGGCCAUAUGAUGUGAUGGACGUCAUAGAGCAGUAUUCAGCCGGUCACUUGGACAUGCUGGCCCGAAUCAAAAACCUCCAGUCCAGGAUAGAUAUGAUUGUCGGUCCCCAGGGACCCUCAACUCCCCGCCAUAAGAAGUAUCCAUCUGACGGACCCAAAGACUCACCCAAAUACUCUCCUAGAGUUGACCAGAUAGUUGGUCGAGGUACGCCGGUCCCCGACAAAGACCGUCCUAAAGGAGCUGCUGAUGGGGGGAUGGAAGAGGACCCAAGCAUGAUGGGUCGUCUGGGAAAGGUGGAGAAGCAGGUCAUGUCAAUGGAAAGGAAGUUGGAUUUCUUAGUGAACAUCUACAUCCAGCGCAUGGGCAUCCCCCAGUCGGAGACAGAUGCCUACUUUGGGUCUAAGGAGCCCGAACCAGCACCACCCUACCACAGUCCUGUGGACCACAUGGAGAAGAGUGGCUCUAUCACCAAGAUCAUCCGCUCCAACAGCUCCACUGGGCAGAAGAACUUCGACCCCCCACCAGCCUGUUCCGGCCCGGGGUCCCACUGCCCUCCCUCCACGUCGUGGCAACAGCAUCCGGUCACCGAGUUCCACCAGCGCAGCCCGGGCAACUCACCGUCUCCAGUAGGUGACUCCUCCCUGGUGCGCAUCCCUCCUCCGCCGGCCCACGAGCGCUCCUCCGGCGGCCACAGCGGCAGCAAUCGGGGGUCUCACCGUAACGGCGGCGGCGGAGGCUGCGGCGAGGGGGAUCGGGAGGGCAAGCCCGACAGCGACACGUCCAUCUCCAUCCCGUCGGUGGACCACGAGGAGCUGGAGCGCUCCUUCAGUGGCUUCAGCAUUUCCCAGUCAAAGGAGAACCUGGACUUCUUGAACAGCAGCUACUUUGGUGGCGUCGCCCGCUGCGCCAAGGUCCGGCCUUACAUUGCAGAAGGUGAGUCCGACACUGACUCGGACCUCUGCGCCCCCUCACCACACUCCGCCCCCGGGGGGGGCCCUUACGGGGACCGAGGAUGGUCAGGCACCAAGUAGGUAAACAUGGAAACCCCUCGUAUGAACAGGGUCGCGGUUCCUCUGCCUUGGGAGUCAGAGCUGUGGGUCUGAUAUGCUGGAUGUGAGACAAUGCCCACCAGUGGUUCUGAAUCCCCCAAAUGGUCUUUUAGGACUUUGACGAAACGGCAGAAUAAGGGUUGUCAGACCCCACUUCAGCCAUUUUUACCGACAAUAGGCGGCUGUUGUUUUCAUACUGGAAAUGUUGGAGGCAACUAAAAGCAGUCACAUGUUGCCGUGAGUUGACACUGAAAUCAAGAUAAUGUUUGCCAGUGAUUGUUUUGAUUUUGAAUGCAGAUUUAUUGCCAAUCUUGCAUACAAACAUUGAGACGGCUGAUGAGUAACCGAUCUAUCUACUUUUGUUGCAUUAUCUUUGCUACGUGGCAUAAGUGAAAUUGCAUCUAAAAUGUUAUGGAGUAUUUCUAUGCCAAAUUCCUUUGUUAUUUACAGCGGACAGCAGAGGACAAAGGGUUGAAAAUACAUUACGGCUCUAAACCAGGGGGAUGAAGGUACAUUUGACAUGUUCCAUGUGCACUUUGUUUGGUUGUAGUUGUUGUCCACAACCCUUUAAGGUUUCUGUGAAUACAUGUGCAAAAUCUCUGGUAAUAUUCACAUCAUACUACUAACUUUAUGAUUGUACAUACUGUAUAUCAAUUAGAAACCCACAAAAUUUAAUUUGUGAUAUCCACAAAUUUGCUUUCCAUGUGCACAAUCUGUCAAUA
Esox lucius (northern pike) is the source of this 3639-nucleotide messenger RNA. RefSeq names its product potassium voltage-gated channel subfamily KQT member 2 (gene kcnq2b). Lineage: Eukaryota; Metazoa; Chordata; Actinopteri; Esociformes; Esocidae. Gene Ontology annotation, biological process: transmembrane transport; potassium ion transport. The transcript is spliced from 18 exons. The coding region runs from base 140 to 2899 and encodes 919 amino acids. The record is from RefSeq and is a predicted model, not a curated record. Gene Ontology annotation, molecular function: voltage-gated potassium channel activity. Gene Ontology annotation, cellular component: membrane.